UGACUGCCGCGAGGUCGCAGGUAAAGAGCCCGAUGCGGCCAGUAAAGAGCCCGAGCAGCGGCAGCACAGGGCCUGGCGGCAGCGGCCCUGGGCCCAGCAGUUGCAGCGUGCAUGAGCGUAGCGGAGCGGGAGAGCAAGGCCACAUAGAGGAGGAUAGCGCGGCGUCGCCCAAGAAGCGGCGCCGGCGCGCAGGUUGAGGCCGGCCGGUGUCUGGUCAGGGUCUCUGCUGGCGAGCAUAGCACCGCCGCGCAGUAUGCGGUGGGCCGCAGCAGUGAGGAGCGUUGGGGCUAGAGGAGUUCAUGCUGUUUGGUAGACUGCUGGCUGUGCCUUUGCUUGGCAGUGGGACGGGUGGCUGGACGCGUGGCAGGCCGUGCCUGCACGAACCGACCCCGGCUAUGUCAAGGAGAUGAGGUAUGUAGGUAGACGUUUGUUAGGUAGACUUGCGUGGAAGGCGCAAGGGGAACGAAGGCGCAAGGGGAAGGCGCGCCUGCUGCGCACGGUACUGUAACGCAGGCUUAGGUAGGCCUCUGUAAUCCAGUCGGCAC
Molecule: messenger RNA, 545 nt
Organism: Chlamydomonas reinhardtii
Lineage: Eukaryota; Viridiplantae; Chlorophyta; Chlorophyceae; Chlamydomonadales; Chlamydomonadaceae
Exons: 1
Coding region: 33-197 (54 amino acids)
Source: RefSeq, a predicted model, not a curated record